AUGAGGGCGUGUCUCGAUGACUACGUCUGUUUGGUGACGGGUGCUUCGCGUGGAAUCGGUCGAGGUAUAGCCAUCGGCUUGGGUGAACGUGGUGCCACUGUUUAUAUUACUGGAAGGACAUUAAAAUCCGCAGAAGUGGGUGAGGCAGCUCGGUCACUUGAAGCGACAGCGGCUGAAAUCAACUCACGAGGAGGUAAAGCCAUCCCAGUUUUGGUCGAUCAUUCGGACGAGGGACAGGUAGCCGCGUUGUUCCAACGAAUUCAACGAGAACAAAGGGGACGUCUGGAUGUACUUGUAAACAACGUGUACUCCGCUGUGCCUUUCCUUUUCAAAUCACUCAAGAAACCUUUCUACGAAUGUGAAGAUCUAAGUCCCGGAGAAGCGUGGGAUCUUGUGAACAAUGUGGGUCUUCGAAACCACUAUGUCUGUGCCACGUUGGCCACAAAAAUGAUGUUGAACUAUCAAGCAGGAUUGAUUGUCAAUGUGUCAUCAAUCGGCGGAAAGAUUUACGCGUUUUCAACGCUUUACGGUGUAGGUGAGUGUAUCCAUAAUAUUUCAUCAAAUGCAACCUCUCAGCGCUUGCUUUAUUUACGAAGUUGCACACACGAGAGCACCGAUGAAGCGAUUUACCAAUCAGAUUGCGGUAUUGUGUCCUUGACCUUGGUUUCCAGUAAUCCAGGAAUAUUAAGAAUGAACCAUCAACUUCCGCGUUAG
Messenger RNA from Echinostoma caproni, 714 nucleotides. The record is from the annotation of a GenBank genome assembly. NCBI's taxonomy places the organism in Eukaryota, Metazoa, Platyhelminthes, Trematoda, Plagiorchiida, Echinostomatidae.